Microcebus murinus (gray mouse lemur) is the source of this 9599-nucleotide messenger RNA. The record is from RefSeq and is a predicted model, not a curated record. NCBI's taxonomy places the organism in Eukaryota, Metazoa, Chordata, Mammalia, Primates, Cheirogaleidae.
AAUUACAGACAUGAGCCAUGGCGCCUGGCCUAAUUUCAAACAUAUAUAAAAUAUACCUUUCUGGCCCUGAAUUUGUAAGUGUACGUAUUUGUCUUUUACUUUGAAAUCUCCUAAUUGAGUGAUAGAUUUCAGAGUCUCAAAAGGUUUUUUUAUGAGUAAGGAAAAUAAGUAAAUAACGUACUGUUAGUAUGCUUGGAGAAAUAUGUUUAUAAAAGUAAAAAUGCUCUUUUAUUUAAAAUUUAAUGAUGGUGAUAGAUAUUGUAAAGCCAAAGCAAUUAAAAGGAAAAGGACAUUUUGAGAAAAUGGCUUGUUCUUAUGUAACUAAAUAUAUACUGUUUACUUGUAUUUUGUCAGAUUCUGAAAUUGAGGAAGAGAGAUUUGGAGUUCUGAUGAUUUAUGGAGAGAGUUAAUCAGAGAUUGCUCCUUGACUGAGCUGCUGUCUGCAUAGGCUGUUAACAAUUGUUUCUCUGGCAGCAGAUCUUGUUCAUCAGGAUUGCAUCAUUUCUGGGAGAAUGGCCAAGGUCCACAGCCUCAGCACAAAGACUGUCUGAAGCAUAUGAGGCCUGUUCUCUUUCUGAAGCGGCACUCCUCUUCCUGCCAGUCCUCUUCACAGGAUUACUGAAGCAGACUUGUUCUGAAUUUCUUUCAUUGGAUUGGCUAUUUAUUGGACUCUUGUCUCCCAGCUGCUUCCGGCUCACCUGUCUGAUGCAAUUUCUUCUUCUGAAAUCUCUGUUGGAAUUAUUCUUAAAGCACUUUGUCUUCUCUGAGAGUGACCAGACAGAUCUUACAGGUCUUGUGCUUUCAGCAAGUCAUGUAGAGAAGAGACUGUCAGGAUCAUAAUACAGAGACAAUUGACCAUUUCUGAACUGAAUUAAAAAGAUAGGAUAAAUAAAAAACAUUUUUGGUCUUCAGAGAACUGGCAGAUAAUUUGGGGGAACUUCAUAUUCAGAGGUCUAUAUAAAGGAUUCCUCAUGUCCAUAACAUGUUGGCUGAGGCUGCACAGCUCACCCCCACUCUCAGAGUGGUCAGUCUCCAUUAAUUGGACCCCGUGAUUUCCAAUCUCUGCUGUGUUGGACGUCAUGAGCAUUGCAAUCCCUCUGGGAGUCACCACAUCAGACACAUCAUACUCAGAUAUGGCUGCUGGAUCAGAAAAGGAAGUGGAAGCCCCCUACCUUUCAAGACGAAGUGGCACUACACCAGGAUGUGAAAGUCCAGCGAAAGAGACCCAAGGGGCCUAGGGGGCAGCACACCCCCAGAAGCCAAGUCUAUUCCAGGCAGUACCAGGGAUUAGGGUCUGGGCUGGAAAAAUCCUGGUGUUUUGAAUAUGUUCAGGUCCAGUUCAGACUCUUGAUCCCACAGCCACUUCUUGAGUGAGACUUGCACACGAAGUGCAUAUGCUCAUAUUUACCCGUUUGGAGAUGGGUAAGAUACAACCAACAUAGCUCCAUCUCCAUGGCCAUCUUUUAUUUCAUGCAACUCUCCUUUUUCCCCUGUCCAAAAAAAAAAUCCAUUCCUAAUAAACAGCUGUCAUGUUUCACCCCAUGCGUUCAGUCGUACAAAAUCUCCUAUAUAAAAUAUGUACAGCUCUUUGGAAUACUCUAGUAUUUAUCUAGUAAUGUACCUAGUAAAUUAACAAUGUAUAAAUGUAUUAUUUUCUUUUAACUGUCCAUCAUAGAAACUAAAUUAUACCUUCAUUUUAUUAAUGCUUGUCUGCCUUUGGAUUCAUUGAGGAAACCUCACCUGUUUCCUAAUACGAUGAUUGCCUCUCAGUGAGCCAUAUCCAGAUCAUCUUUUUCUCAAGAAUACUGACCUGCAUUCUUGAUGUGUCCCCCCAAUACCCAUCUUACAGACAACUCUUAAAUAAUAAUAAAAUGCAUGCAUCUCACUAACAGAGAAUACUUUCCUCUGUCUAAAGUUCUUCUUCACCUAGAAAUUACCUUUGCUGUUAUUAAUAAGACCCCUUCUCACAGUUUUGGAGCAUAUAACUGGGUGAGUUGGAUGCGUAUCUCAGAAUUUUCUCUUAUCCCUCACUUCUUAGCUAACGGUGCGCCAUGUCGAGCUGCGCACUUUGUUCCUGCCAAGUACUGUAUACUGCUUAUCUUUAAGCAGGAAAAGUGUCUAUUAUUUGAGGCAAACAGUAUGUGUUAUUUGGUUCCCUAGAAGACCCACUGAUUUCUCAGGUUGAGUUAUACUAGUCCUUAGAGUUUCUAAUUUAUGAAUCUUCUAAUUAACAUAAAUUGCUGUAAUCCAUUAUUCAAUUCUGUAAGGUCAUAAAGUUACAUUUUUUAGUUAUCCUUCAAAAUUCCCAAAUGUAACCAGGUAACAGUCAGACCUGAAGUUCCUUCUUCCUUUAUCCUUUGCCACCUAUGCCUUUUUUUAAAUCAAGUAAAGGCUUAUAUUAAGUUUCUAAAUUUGAAUGCAUUUAUAAUUCUUCUAUAAUUAAUAAAUUCUGUUUUCCACUCAGUGGGGGUAUAAAAAGAUAAACCAAGCUUCUCACUAAGCCUGGUUAACAGAAGUCUCAAAUAAUUUUCUUUCAAGAUAGAAUAUUAUCCUGGUUUCCAAACCAAGAGCAAGAAGAAAGAAUAUACGUAGGAUUUGAAGUCAGACAGACUUUGUUUCAAAUUCUGGCUCUGUCAGUGUGUGACCUUGGGGAAGUCAAGCCAUCUUACCACCUCAACUUCCCCUCUUUAAAAAUGGGGUGCUGUUUGCCAUGUUUAGUGGUUACAUAAAUUAAAGACUAUAUAAAGCACCUAGCAAAUAAUAAUGGGUGAUCCAAAAUGGUAGCUGUUACUACUGUUAUUGUCACUAGAUAAAUAGAACUUUCGAGCUCAGUUUUGAUUACUUUGAAAUUCUUUAGUAUUACCAUGCAGCUGUUAAAUAAUUGUGUCCUAGAUAUGCUUGCAUGUCAUUGGUUGAUGAGAAAUUAUUACUCUAAUAUUUGAAAGGUGUUUGGGGGUUCGUCAAGAUGAGAGGUGUGAUAAAUAUAAGAUGCCAUUGUUUUUACCUGUACUUUCUUCAGGGUAUCCUGUCUUUGUAGUGAAUGGAAGAGGGCCUGGUCCCUGGGGCAGUGCAGAAGGCACUUUCAUCAUCUCACUCACUGCAAAUGUCAUGUGAGGUUUCAUGGAAGUAUUAAGAGAUCCAAUUAAGAAGAAUAGUUCUGAGUCUAAACCAGCCCAGAGUGGCUUCUCUAGGGGAAACUCCCCGCUCAGCUGCCCUGAAUCUGUGGAGGCUAGUCCAGCAGUUAAUGAGAAGAGCGUGUAUUCCACUCAUAAUUAUGGGACCACUCAGAGGCAUGGGUGUCGAGGACUGCCUUAUGCUGAUCAUAAUUACGGAGCCCCUCCUCCUCCGACACCUCCUGCUUCUCCCCCUGUCCAGACGAUCAUCCCUCGUUCUGACCUGAAUGGCCUGCCGUCGCCCGUAGAGGAACGCUGUGGAGACAGCCCGAACUCUGAAGGAGAGACUGUUCCUACCUGGUGUCCUUGUGGUCUUUCUCAGGAUGGCUUCCUUCUCAACUGUGACAAGUGCAGGGGAAUGAGCAGGGGGAAGGUUAUUAGACUUCAUCGGCGGAAGCAGGACAACAUAUCAGGUGGGGAUAGCAGUGCAACAGAAAGCUGGGAUGAGGAGCUUUCUCCUUCCACUGUGUUGUAUACAGCAACACAGCACACACCUACAAGCAUCACCUUAACUGUUAGAAGAACCAAACCCAAGAAGCGGAAAAAGAGUCCAGAAAAGGGUCGUGCAGCACCAAAGACUAAGAAAAUUAAGGCAUUUCGAGAGGGAUCCCGGAAGUCCUUGCGGAUGAAGAAUUCUCCCUCUGAAGCACAGAAUUUAGAUGAGAAUACAACUGAGGGCUGGGAAAAUCGGAUAAGACUAUGGACUGAUCAGUAUGAAGAAGCUUUCACUAAUCAGUACAGUGCAGAUGUACAGAACGCCCUUGAACAACAUCUACAUUCUAGCAAAGAGUUUGUGGGCAAACCUGCAAUUUUAGACACUAUUAAUAAGACUGAAUUGGCCUGUAAUAAUACAGUUAUUGGUUCCCAGAUGCAGUUACAGCUGGGAAGAGUCACUCGUGUUCAAAAGCACCGGAAGAUUUUGAGGGCCGCAAGAGAUUUGGCUUUAGACACUCUUAUAAUAGAGUAUCGUGGGAAAGUCAUGUUACGACAGCAAUUUGAGGUCAAUGGGCAUUUCUUCAAAAAACCAUACCCUUUUGUGCUCUUCUACUCAAAAUUCAAUGGUGUAGAGAUGUGUGUGGAUGCCCGUACUUUCGGUAAUGAUGCUCGGUUCAUCAGAAGAUCAUGUACACCAAAUGCAGAGGUGCGGCACAUGAUUGCAGAUGGGAUGAUUCACCUGUGUAUCUAUGCUGUGUCUGCCAUCACCAAGGAUGCUGAGGUCACCAUAGCGUUUGAUUAUGAGUACAGUAACUGCAGUAAUUAUAAAGUGGACUGUGCGUGUCACAAGGGGAACCGGAAUUGCCCUAUACAGAAGAGGAACCCCAAUGCUGCAGAACUGCCACUCCCGCCUCCUCCAAGCCUGCCCACCGUUGGGGCAGAGACCAGACGUAGAAAAGCACGGCGGAAAGAGCUAGAGAUGGAGCAGCAAAAUGAGGCUCCCGAGGAGAAUAAUGACCAGCAACCGCAAGAAGUUCCAGAGAAAGUCACUGUAUCCAGUGAUCAUGAGGAAGCAGACAAUCCAGAAGAAAAACCAGAAGAAGAAAAUGAAGAGGUUGUAGAUGGCCAGGAGAGUCCAGCCCACGGCAGGAGGACCCGAGAAGAUAGGAAGGUUGAAGCCAUCAUGCACGCUUUUGAAAACUUAGAGAAAAGAAAGAAGCGGCGGGACCAGUCCUUGGAGCAGAGCAGUUCUGACGUGGAGAUUACUGCCACCACCUCAGAGACUCCUGCUGCGGAAGAGACAAAAACUGAAGCCACUGAAUCUGAAGUUAGCAACUCAACCUCAAAUGUUGCUGUCCUGAGCAUCCCACAGAAUGUCGGUGUGAAUACCCGGAGGUCUUCCCAAGCAGGGGAUAUUGCUGCAGAAAAACCAGUCCCCAAACCACCUCCAGCAAAGCCUUCUAGGCCCCGACCGAAGAGUCGAAUUUCUCGGUACAGGACCAGUUCAGCCCAAAGACUAAAGCGUCAGAAGCAGGCCAGUGCACAGCAGGCAGAGUUGUCACAAGCUGCCUUAGAAGAGGGAGGAAAUAGCAGUUCAGUGACUCCUGCUGAAGCUGGAAGUAUAGACAGUGCGGGAGAAAACAGGCAAUUAAUAGGGACUGACCCAGCCGUUGUGUCAGUUGCUGGGUCCCACGUCAACCGUGCUGCAUCUAAAUACCCCAAAACCAAAAAGUAUCUAGUUACAGAAUGGUUGAACGACAAAGCAGAGAAGCAGGAGUGCCCUGUUGAGUGCCCUUUACGUAUCACCACGGACCCGACCGUGUUGGCAACCACCCUGAACAUGCUGCCGGGUCUCAUCCAUUCCCCACUAAUUUGCACCACCCCCAAACACUACAUUCGCUUCGGCUCACCCUUUAUCCCUGAGAGGCGUCGAAGGCCCCUUCUGCCUGAUGGCACAUUCAGCUCCUGUAAAAAGCGCUGGAUAAAACAAGCCUUGGAAGAAGGGAUGACUCAAACUUCAUCUGUACCCCAAGAGACUAGAACUCAGCACCUAUACCAAAGUAAUGAGAAUAGUAGCUCUUCUAGUAUCUGCAAAGACAAUGCAGACUUGUUGAGCCCAUUAAAGAAAUGGAAGUCUCGCUAUCUGAUGGAACAGAAUGUCACCAAGUUACUUCGCCCUCUGUCUCCAGUCACGCCACCGCUUCCCAAUUCAGGCUCAAAGAGCCCCCAGCUGGCCAUACCUGGUCCAUCUCACCCAGGAGAAGAGGAAUGUCGGAAUGGGUACAGCCUCAUGUUUUCACCAAUCACAUCUCUGACUACUGCCAGUCGCUGCAACACUCCUCUCCAGUUUGAGAACAUAUCCUCCCCCGAGAGUUCCCCUGCGCAUAGGCCUGAGUCCCUGUCACCCGAGCUCUGUCACCGAAAAGACCUGGAUUUGACAAAAGUAGGAUACCUUGACUCCAACACUAACAGCUGUGCUGACAGACCUUCCCUGCUCAACUCAGGCCAUUCCGACCUGGCUGCUCAUCCUUCCAUCGGGCCCACUUCUGAGACUGGCUUCCCAGGCAGGAGUGGAGACGGACAUCAGGCCCUCAUGAGAAACUCAGACCAGGCCUUUCGAACAGAGUUUAACCUGAUGUAUGCCUACUCCCCUUUGAACGCUAUGCCUCGAGCAGAUGGAUUGUAUCGAGGGUCUCCUCUGGUGGGAGACAGGAAGCCUUUGCAUCUGGACGGGGGAUAUUGUUCUCCUGCAGAAGGGUUUUCCAGCAGAUACGAACAUGGCUUUAUGAAAGACCUCUCUCGUGGAUCCAUGUCACCUGGUGGUGAAAGGGCCUGUGAGGGAGUCCCAUCUGUGCCCCAGAACCCACCGCAGAGGAAAAAGGUAUCCCUGCUGGAAUACCGAAAACGGAAACAAGAAGCCAAGGAAAAUUCUGCUGGUGGGGGAGGUGACUCUGCGCAGAGCAAAAGCAAGUCUUUAGGAGCCGGGCAAGGCUGCAGUGACUCUGUUUCGGACUCUGGCGCCCACGGUGCGCAGGGAUCCUCAGCCCGGACUCCAUCUUCCCCGCACAAGAAAUUCUCCCCAUCUCAUUCCUCUCUGUCCCACUUGGAGGCGGUAAGCCCAUCAGAUUCCAGAGGCACUUCUUCAUCUCACUGCAGACCUCAAGAGAAUAUCAGCAGUAGGUGGAUGGUCCCCACAUCAGUGGAGCGGCUCCGGGAAGGGGGCAGCAUCCCGAAGGUCCUCCGCAGCAGCGUGAGGGCGGCCCAGAAAGGAGAGCCCUCCCCCACGUGGGAGAGCAGCGCCGCAGAGAAGGACUCAGACGCUGCGGAUUCGGAAGGCCCCGAGACGCUGGGCGCAGCACUCUCCAAAGGAGCGGCCGUGUACAGCCCUUCCCGGUACAGCUACCAGCUCCUGCAGUGCGACAGCCCCCGGACAGAGCCACAGAGCCUCCUCCAGCAGAGCUCCUCCCCCUUCCGAGGACACCCCACCCAGUCUCCAGGGUACAGUUACCGGACUGCUGCCCUGAGGCCUGGAAACCCCCCCUCCCACGGCUCUUCCGAGUCGGCCCUCUCCUCGGCGCCCUACUCCAGCCCCGCCCACCCUGCGCCCACGGACUCGUCGGCCCCGUUCGCGGGGACGCCGGGGUAUCACGGCAGCCAGCCACACUCUGGCAGCAGCACCGGCAGCAGCCUUCCUCGGAGGAGCUGCCCUUCGAGCGCUGCUAGCCCUACCCCACAGGGGCCCUCGGACUCGCCAGCCUCGGACUCGGUUUCCCAGUCCAGCACAGGAACUCUGAGUUCCGCCUCCUUUCCCCAGAACUCUCGGCCGUCGCUGCCGUCAGACUUACGGACUAUCAGUCUGCCCGGCGCCGGGCAGGCCUCCUCCUACCAGGCCUCCAGGGUGUCUGCGGUUUCCAGUUCACAGCACCACCCGCAGCGCGGGGGUGGGAGCAUGCACCAGUACCGCCUCCAGCCAGUGCAGGGCUCGGGGGUCAAAUCUCAGACGGGACUUUCCUAGGGCUUCUGGACGUGGGCACAGGACUGAGCGAGCCCACAGCUGCUUCCUGCCAGCUGCCUCUGGAAGCUAGGCCGAGCAUACUGCUGGGGAAGGGGUGCAACUCGCCAGAGGAUCAGGUCUGGUGGACAAGAAACAAGACUUGUGGUCGAGGUUGGCCUCUGGCCUUGGAGAAAGCUGUAAAUCUUGUCUGAAGCAGAGACUAUAAAGAAGUUUCUCCCUGCUGUUCAGGGCACAUUGUUGACAAGCAAAUGGUGUUUCGGUUAGUAAUGGUUCUAAGUGCAAUGAGUUGUGUUGAAGCCUCCGUCUCCCAUCCUUGCCUGUAGCCUGUAGUCACUUGUGCAGUGAGGACAUCUUUUUAAAUUUAAAAAAAAAAAAAGUUUUCUUUUCAAAGGAAAAAAAAAUUUAAAAGAGCCAAUUUCGAACCCCCAAGCCAUCUGCGUAGUAGUGGGGGUUUAUGCACUUAAGAAGAAAGGUAGGUAUCUAAAUGUUCACCCCAAGAGAACCAUUCCAAAAGCAGAUAUCUGGCCAAGGUGUUUCCACCAAAAAUACUCCCUACCUUUGUCUUAAAAUCACCGAGAAUUACACGGGAUGGUAAAGCGUGGAACUGCUCUGGCUGAGGGGUGCCCGGCUCUCUGAAGAGGAGCUCACGGUGGGUUUUUGGUGAUCCGGGAGCAGACUGUCCCCGCUGUGACCACCGUGCUCCUCCUUCCCCAGACAUCUCACAGCCCGGCGAUGCGUGAGGCAGACGAGCGAGGGAAGAGCAGUGAGCUAGGCCAGCUGCAUUGCUUGCUUACCGGCUUCUGGCAGUAAGUCUGACCAGGAAGGAUACCGAGGGGUUUGGGAAUGCUUUGGAUUUUCUUGCUUCUACACCCUGUUAAUCGGGAGUUGAGGAGCCCGUGAGCAGGACCGCCCCCCAUCACCGGGGAGCACGCACUCGUGACGGCAGGGUAGGCGUGGGCAAGCGGGUGUGGAGUGGCACCGACAGGGCUGUGAUUGUGUGGGGGCCCACCCCACGGUUCUCUGGGGGGUGGCUGCGUGAGGGGGGCCCGGCGUGAGAGACGAGAGCAGACUGGCUUGUCCCCAUCAGUGCAUUGUGCCUGCUGUGCCUCCCUGGCGGGCCGGCGCCCCAGGUGGGGCACACAAUCUUUUUAAAUUCCAUACGGUUGCCAGCUUAUUUCUUUCACUUGUUUACUGUAAUAUCUGGCGUGUUUUUAUUUAUCUAAUUUUGUAUUCAGUUAUAACCAUGGUAGGGUAGUGAUUAUAUGACAGGUGUAACCCUGGUGCUGCAGUGGACCUUCUUUUCUUUUGGACAAGAUAAUACUGUGAGUCUCCCUCCUUCCUCACUUCUGAUUCGUUUUCUCCUCCUUUUUUUCCCUCCAGCCUCUUGCAUCCCCUUCUUCUCCACCCUGUCCUACAACUAUCAUAUGCACAGUCUUCUCUCUUUGUGUGUGACUGUUACAAAAUUUCACUUUUCAAAAUUGAAAUCAGGUGUUUGCUCAAAUGAGGGGAGGUGUUCUUUUUUUGUUUUUUUUUAAAUGCUGAGACCUCAGCAGAGUACUUUUCUUUUCAUCGUUUCCCCGACAAACCCGUCAGUCUGGGAGAGCCCUGGGAGUGGAAAUCAUGUUGCCUGGGAUGCUGGUUUCUUUGUAUAUUAUAUAAAACGUAUGUAAAUGUCUCUCCAUUCGGGCUGGGGUUUGCAUUCUCCCCUUGGCUCUCAACCUGGGGGAGAAGCCAGCGGGCAGGCGGCCCUCACCCUGCCUGGCACGUGCAGAGACCCCAGCCACUCUGUGUGGGCAGGGUGCUGUCAAGACCAGACCUCUGGGGGGGGGGCGGGGGGGGGGACUCUUGGAAGGGAGGAAGCAUCACUUCUUUCUCAAGUGGAGUGUUUACACCUUGCUGUAACAUUUGAACUUUCACAAGAGAUGUAAUAAUUUUGAUAAUAAAAUUCUUAACCAUAAUAAUGAUAAAGUUGAGAA